UUUUCUUUUACUAUAUGAAUAAUAAUAAAAAAUUAAUAUUCUUUAUGAUAGAUGGUUUAGGUGAUAUUGGUAUUCCAGAAUAUGAUUCAAAAACACCUUUACAAGUAGCUAAUACACCAUGGCUUGAUCAUUUAGCAGAAAAGGGUAUAAAUGGUCUUUUAGAUCCAGUUGAACCAGGUUUAGCAUGUGGAUCGGAUACAGCUCAUAUGUCAAUAUUGGGUUAUGAUCCCAGAAUUUAUUAUGAAGGAAGAGGAGCCUUUGAAAGUAUGGGUGCAGGACUUGAAAUGAAACCUGGAGAUAUUGCCUUUAAGUGUAACUUUGCUUAUUUAGAUAAAGAAACUGGUAUAGUGAAAGCAAGAAAGGCAGACCAUCAUUUCGAUGGAACAUUAGGCUUGGCUUUAUGCAAUGCUAUUGAUAAUAUAAAAUUACCCUCUUUUCCUAACUAUGUCAUUGCAGUUAAGCAUACCAUUGAACAUCGUUGUAGUGUUAGAAUAAGAGGUCCCAACUUGAGUUCAAAAAUUACAGGCACAGACCCACUUAAAGACAACAUACCACUUAUUGAAUGUAAACCAUUUGAUGCUCAUCUUAAUGAUUCUUAUGCUAUCAUGACAAGUCGCUUAGUGAAUGAGCUAUCAUCUGAAUUCUACAAAAUUCUCAUUACCCAUCCUAUCAAUCAAGACAGAAUUAAACAUCAAAAGCGACCUAUUAACUGCGUGUUAUUGAGAGGAUGUGGUAACUUUCCACGUAUACCUCAAAAUAUAGAACAACUACAUGGCUUCAAGAGUUUUUUAAUUGCUCCUACAUGCAUUAUAGCUGGGAUAGGAUUGGCAUUGGGUAUGGAUUUAAUUCAUGUAAAGGGAGCUACAGGUGAUUAUAAUACAGAUUUUCAUGCAAAGGCAAGGGCUCUUUUAAAUCAUAUCAUUCAACCUCAAUAUCAGUUUGGCUUUUGUCAUCUUAAGGCUGUGGAUGAUGCUGGCCAUGAUAAAGAUAUAUUAAAAAAGAUACAUUACAUAGAGAAAAUAGAUGAAAUGAUUGGGAUCGUUAUAAAGGACCUAUACUGUCACAAUAAGGAAACUAAAUAUACUGUGAUUGUCACUGGUGAUCAUACAACAUUAGUACAGUUUGGUGAUCAUAGUUGUGAACCUGUACCUUUUGUUGCUACUAAUAUACCACAUAUUUACAAAGAUUCCGUUAAAACAUUCAAUGAAAUUUCUGCUGGACAAGGCGUCUUGGGUAGAUUUUGUGGUAGUCAGGUAAUGAAAUUAGCAAAAAAUGUAAUGAAAUAAUAAUACUACAGUCAGUACGGUUGAUUUUGUCCAUCUUUAUAUAAAAAAAAAGGCGUUUGUCAUUAUGCUAAAAAAAAAAGGGAGACAAAUGAAUAUAAACUUUGCGACAAUUUGGCUUUUUUUUUUAAACGACAAAAUGCUUUUCUCAAAACGACAAAUAGAUUUUAUUUUAUGACAAUUAUUUUUAAACUACUGACAAAAUCAGUCUUACUGACUGUAAUAAAUAAAAAGUAUCUCUCUCUCUCUCUCUUUUUUUUUUUUUUUUUUUUUUU
Messenger RNA from Cokeromyces recurvatus, 1558 nucleotides. RefSeq names its product archaeal type cofactor-independent phosphoglycerate mutase. The annotation marks the transcript as partial. Gene Ontology annotation, molecular function: metal ion binding. The transcript has 8 exons. NCBI's taxonomy places the organism in Eukaryota, Fungi, Mucoromycota, Mucoromycetes, Mucorales, Mucoraceae. The record is from RefSeq and is a predicted model, not a curated record.